AAGAACCACAUCGUUGAUCCUUUGAAAAAACUUUGCAAUUCAUCAUCCAACGAAUCACCAAAAUCAAAACGGGCAAUGAGUUUUAAGAAUGUGUCAAAAGCUCUAAAAAUUUUAGUCGUUGGAGCGAUUGGUUACCAAUUAUAUAGCCAAUCCAAAAAGAUCGAAACCCUUGUUGAAUUGCAAAAAUACGACAACAAAAUCCAUCAUGAAAUUGUGGAAAAAUUAAAAAACAUUCGACAAGAAUUCAAUCGAAUGGAGAAUGAGAUGCAUGUAAAUAAAAUUUUGUCAAUUCUUCAUUCAAGAUUUCAACAAGAUGAAUUCUUGAUUAAUCAAUUAUUUACUCAAACUAAAAACACAAUUAUCCCCCCGUCAUUCCACAUGCUAUUUAGAAAUCUUUCUCUUUGUCCUAACUGUCCAACAAAUGAUUGGCAUCUGGAAUCUUGUAAAUACACUGCAAAACCAUUUGUGACAGCCCCUACCCUUACUUUAUUUAUUAAUGCACUUGAAAUCGACCUCAAAUAUCAAAUUUUAGAGGCCGAUCCAUUCACCAUAUUAGCCCCAGACCCAAUAAAUCCCGAAAAUUUAUGUUUUUCUGAAUUUUCUGGCUACAUGCAUUCCAUACUCAAUCUGGAAACGAAAUGUGUAAAAAAUAUUGCUUUUAAUCCGGUAGACGAUCAUCAAAUUCCAAUUAUAUUCCAUUCCGAAGGUUGCGAAGAUGAUCUUCAUUCCAGACCAAUCUGGAAAACAAAACGAUGCAUACCAAAACGUUCUAUCACACCGGAAAUGGCUGUCCAAAUUAAGCACGAUGAACAAUUCGUGUAUGUUUAUUGUUAUACUCAAAAUAUAACAAUACUUGGCUUUGAACAGCCAUGUAAAAAUUUGAUCUACCAAUUUGAAAAAGGUCAGAACUUAACCAUUAAUAAAGUAGCCACAAAGUUCAAAAAAAUGAAAAUUUACACAUCCCAAUCCUUA
Messenger RNA from Dermatophagoides pteronyssinus (European house dust mite), 972 nucleotides. RefSeq lists its product as uncharacterized. The record is from RefSeq and is a predicted model, not a curated record. NCBI's taxonomy places the organism in Eukaryota, Metazoa, Arthropoda, Arachnida, Sarcoptiformes, Pyroglyphidae.